CUCCCCUUGGUCCUUGGGAGGUCGCUACUCUCAACUCGCGUAUCAUUAACAAGCGCGAUUAUGAGGCCACUAGUCAACAGCUAGUCCACUGCGACUUGUUUGCCCUCACGUCGCUCAUGAAUAGAUGCGAUUCUCUACUCUAGAUUAAAUGCCAAUAGAGAACUAACUGAAGCAAGCAAACAAUCUUCGCUGUUUCGUGAAUUAUAUGCGUGCGGAUAUGGCUCAAAGGCGUUCUUCUAUCAUCGGUGUUUGCUGCCUUUUGGUUUUACGUAUGGGUUGUCUCUUAGCGCAAGAGCUACAGAAUGGAAGCCCUCAUGUGUGCUCGUACACACGACAGCGUGAUGUCAUGGAGAGAGUGCCCGAGGUUAGAGCGGCGUUCCGUCUGAUACCUGUACUCGUAGCAAGAUGCAAUCAGAACGCGUGUUACAAAUACAUACACAGGCGUUACUACUUCCGGUCAUACCGUGAAGUAAGCCGUCUUGUUACGGAGACUGUGAACGAGUGCUGCGCGGGCUGGACGAGGAGGCCUGGGGAGACACAUUGCUCUAUUCGUAUCCCGUCCGUCCGGUCCUCGCCCUGUGCGGUCAACAACGGUGGCUGCGACAAUGUUUGUACAGACGUGGGGGGUAGGGUGAGGUGUUCUUGCUUCAAGGGAUUUACCUUGGCAGCAGACCGAACUGGCUGUGAAGAUGUAGACGAGUGUCUGACGGGCGUGGCCUGCUGUGAACAUAAGUGCCAAAACACUCAUGGCUCGUACCGAUGUGGCUGCCGUCCUGGAUACACCCUUACAGGGAAAUGCUUAUGCACAGCUCGUCCGCCGUCAAAGCCAGCUGGUCCUCCAGGGGGAGAAGAUGUCAGCCAGCGAUUGGACAGAUGGCGGGAAAAACUUCAGGCUAUACAAGCUUGCCCUCCUGGCUUCAUUGGGCCAGAUUGUGGAUUCACUUGUGACGACUGCCAAAACGGAGCCCGCUGCGACAUACGCUUUGGUCAGUGUCUAUGCACGGCUGGAUGGACUGGGCCCGUGUGUAACGAAACAUGUCCUUACUCAAAGUUUGGCCCGAACUGUCAAUUUGACUGCAAAUGUCGCCACAAGGCUAAUUGUGAUCCUGUAACCGGAGUGUGCCGGUGUCCACCCGGAUAUAAAGGCAAAUACUGUGAGAUAGUGUGUUCACCGGGAAAAUUUGGACAGGAUUGUCAAAGCAUGUGCACAUGCCAUCUGAUCAACACAGACCACUGUCACCACACAAACGGCUCUUGUUUAUGCAAAGCCGGUUUUCACGGAGAACGAUGCACAGAGGGCUGCCCAAUCAACAAAUUUGGUCCGAACUGUAAAAAUGACUGCAAAUGUGUUAACAAUGGAAAAUGUGACGUCAUCACAGGGUCAUGCUUGUGCCCUCCAGGAUUCAUAGGAAAACAUUGUGAAAACGUUUGCCCUGUCGGACAGUAUGGUCAAGGGUGCACGCAAACAUGCAAAUGUCACGUGACUAAUUCUGAAUACUGUCAUCACACAAAUGGAACGUGCUCGUGUAAAGCCGGUUACUACGGUGACCAGUGCUCAUAUUCAUGCCCAAGCUCUAGAUAUGGUCCGAAUUGCCUGUUCCAGUGUGAAUGUCAAAAUAAUGGGAAGUGUGACGUCACCGGAAACUGCCAGUGUCUUCCAGGAUAUAUCGGAAAGCGAUGUGAGAAAGAGUGUCCUCCUGGAAAGUUCGGACGAGACUGUAAAAGCACGUGCCUCUGUCACAUGAACAACACACUUCGCUGUGUUCAUACAGAUGGUUCAUGUUUAUGCAAGGAUGGUUUUCAUGGAGACACGUGCUCAAAGGUCUGUGAUGCUGGAAAGUUUGGAUCCACCUGCGAAAGCGACUGCACCUGUCACAUGACCAACACAGAUCGCUGUGAUCAUGUCGAUGGCUCGUGUUUAUGCAAAGCUGGUUUCCAAGGAGACCGAUGCGAGAAAAUCUGUCCCCCAAGAAGUUACGGACCCGGAUGCAGAAACACGUGCUUGUGUCACGUGACUAAUGCUGCAAGCUGUCACCAUGUUAACGGCUCCUGUGUGUGCAAUGAUGGUUACCAUGGUGAUACGUGUUCAGAUAGAUGUCCUAAAGGAAGGUAUGGAAAGGGAUGCGCCUCGCACUGCCCCUGCCCUUCUGAACAGGAGUGCCAUCACGUGACAGGGGAAUGCAAGGACUACGCAUGCCCCGUAGGUUUCACAGGUCCCGGAUGUGAUAAAGUGUGUCCCCAGGCGUACUAUGGACCACGGUGCGCUAGGAAGUGCAAAUGUGAGCCAGGUGUGAACUGUGACCCCGCCAGUGGGGUUUGCAUUUGUCCGGCGGGAAAGAUGGGCCCUAACUGUGACAUAGAUUGCGGUGAAGGCUGGUAUGGAUUUAACUGCGAGGCAAAAUGUCAAUGCGCGGGAGGUGUACCUUGUAGCCCUAUUUCGGGGAAGUGCAUUUGCCCAGCAGGGCGCACCGGAAGCAGAUGUGAGACAGAGUGCAGUGAAGGGACGUAUGGUAAAGGCUGUGCUAAAGCAUGCGAAUGCCAGGGAGGGGGUACAUGUGAUCACGUGACAGGCUCAUGUUCAUGCCCUCCUGGAAAAACUGGAAAAUAUUGCGAGAAAGGGUGUAUCAAUGGCUCCUAUGGCGUCGGUUGUGCAUACUCGUGUGGUUGUCCUGGUAACGCUUCCUGUGACGUCAUUUCCGGUCAAUGUGAGUGCCCUCCUGGUCGGACCGGAAGAACUUGUGAUCAAGAUUGUGCAGGAGGGACUUAUGGAAAUCUCUGCCGUCAUAGUUGUGAAUGCGCCUCUGGCCUCCCCUGUGAUCCAAUGGACGGAUCAUGUCAAUGCCCCCCCGGCCUUACCGGGAAAAGGUGCGAUCAAGCUCUUGGUUGCUUGAACUCAUCUGUUUCCGGCUGCUUGAACAACGGAUCAUGCAAUACUAGCACAGGCCUGUGUCACUGUGGACCGGGCUGGACUGGGUCGAGAUGUCAACAAAAAUGCAAUGAGGGUUUCUAUGGUAACGACUGUCAGAGAGCAUGUACAUGUACAACAUAUGAAACAUGUAACGUCACAACAGGCAACUGCAGUCGAGUUUGUCCACUUGGCUGGUAUGGCAAGAAUUGUUCCUCGCAAUGCGCAUGCCCACAGGAUGCUAUCUGUGAUCCGCGGACCGGAGAGUGCAUUUGCAAGCCUGGUUACCAUGGUAGCAAGUGUGAUCAAGUAUGCCCGGGGGGCCGUUUCGGACGGAAUUGCCAGCACAACUGCUCGUGUUCGGCGCAUGCGUACUGUCACUACAAGAGCGGGAGAUGCUUAUGUCAGCCUGGAUAUAUCGGCCCCAAGUGUGAAUAUGCCUGCCCACAAAACAGAUAUGGAAAGAAUUGCAAUGAACGGUGUGCCUGUUACCAUGGCGAAUGCAAUCAUGUGACUGGAGAAUGCACUUGUAGGCCAGGAUACAGAGGAGAACAAUGUGAGAUGGAAUGCCCCACGGGACGAUUUGGAGCCGGGUGCACCGGGGUCUGCACCUGUCACAGAGGGUCUAUCUGUGAUCACGUGACAGGAAAGUGUCAUUGCGGGCUAGGUUGGACUGGCGUUAAAUGUGAUCAAGUUUGCAAAGAGGGCUACUAUGGUGUGAAUUGUGAGCACAAGUGCGCAUGUCUGAAUGAAGGCACGUGCGACCGGGUGUCAGGCUGCUGUGAGUGCAACUCCGGCUGGUAUGGCGACAAGUGUCAAUACAGGUGCCCGCCUGGGCGGUUUGGUCUUUAUUGUGCGGGUAUUUGCAAAUGCGUCAAUGGCGAGUCAUGUGACCCUGUCAGCGGUGAAUGUUAUUGUAAACCGGGAUGGACUGGUACUCGCUGUAAUGAAGUGUGCUCACCUGGUAACCAUGGCAUCCAGUGCAACUCCAAGUGCACAUGUGCAUCCGUCUACUGUCAUGCGCAGACUGGUCGUUGUAUGUGCUCACCAGGGAAGACGGGUGCCGAAUGCGAUCAAGACUGUCCCCAAGGAACUUACGGACCCGGAUGUAAACACGCCUGCACAUGCGCCAACAAGGCCCGCUGUGAUCCUGUCAGCGGUAAAUGCUCGUGUGACUUAAAUUGGUUUGGGUCACAGUGCGAAGAACUGAGCAACAACGAUCGCGGCUUCAACGAUGACGAACUGUUCACAAUUAAUUGAUCACGUGAUAUCAAGGCUGACUCCCGACAUGCACUGCCCGCCACCACAUAUGAAUCCAUGUUAUCCUGCUUGGUCAUGUGAUAGAUGUAAACCGUCCCUGCGCAGAGGAAACACAAGAAGAAAAACACAAAAAAGGAAAGGGGUAAACUCGCAGAAUAGCAGCUGUAAAAUUGAAAAGCGCAAAAGACUAUACCAUGACAUAUUAAGAAAAUUUAGCAAAAAAUUGUAGUUGUAGAAGUAGUUGUAGCGUUGUAAGUACUCCAAUAUAAGCAAGGUGAUGGUUCCUUAUUUGGAAUACUUGCAAACUCAGUGUACGAUUUCGAGGUGGCGGCAUUUUGGGGCCUUUAUAAACAUUCAUAUGACUGUUUAAAUGAUGGACAAUGACAAUGAUUAUGACGAACACUUUGGUCAAUUUAGAAUUAAGGUCAACGAAACCAAAUACCGCAGCCCUUAGUUUACCUGACUACUACACGGAAGAGACUUAUCCAGAAUAGAAGCUCGCUCUUAGAUGUGACCAGACUAUGUAGUAUCUAUGUACUAGUCUAUGGUAGUUAAGGGUAGCACGCUUAUAGGUGUGGCCAAAACUAGUCUAUUAUAGUAAGGGGUAGCUCGCUUAUAGAUAUGUCCAGAACUAGUCUUUGGUAGUCAAGGGUAGCUCACUUAUAGAUGUUUCCAGAUCUAGUACUGAAGGGUAGCUCGCUUACAGGUGUGACCAAAACUAGUCUAACUAGGCUAUAGUAGUCAACGGUAGCUCGCUUGUAGAAUGUGUCCGGAACUAGUCUUUGGUAGUCAGGGGUCGUCAAAUGUUAUGACGUAUACACACACGGACUAGUGGUGAGAACAAUUACAGUCUUUCGUGCUUAUUGAUAAUGUAUUCAUUUGCAUGACAAUCGUGUAUCUUAUUUGGGAAAAGCUGUUCGUUUUAGUCGAGGCCGCGUCCAGUGGGAGCUAGUAGAACUGGAAUUUUACAGAAGGAAAUAUGGGAUUGCUGUUGACCCAGACAACAUUUUAAAGCUGUCUCAGCCAUGUAUGAUUAGGAAAUGCUACUCUAGCUACUUGAACUACCAUUAGCUUAAAAGCUGUGUGACGUUUAUUUAUAAUUUAAAAAAUAGUUUUUGUUGUGAAACUGUUUUUGUUGUGCAACUGUUGUUCCUGUUUAAAUAUACAUUUUUUAAAGAGCACUAUCCACAUAUUAUUAAAUGAUUAAGCAAUAAAAUGGAGCCGUUUUUGUUAUUGGGUGGAUUGAAUUUCAAAUGGUUCGUGUGGAAGUUAGCUACUUUUAAAGAAUAAAGAUUCUUAACAGUA
Molecule: messenger RNA, 5470 nt
Organism: Nematostella vectensis (starlet sea anemone)
Lineage: Eukaryota; Metazoa; Cnidaria; Anthozoa; Actiniaria; Edwardsiidae
Product: multiple epidermal growth factor-like domains protein 6
Exons: 32
Coding region: 206-4165 (1319 amino acids)
Molecular function (GO): protein binding; calcium ion binding; scavenger receptor activity
Source: RefSeq, a predicted model, not a curated record